Molecule: messenger RNA, 3026 nt
Organism: Acyrthosiphon pisum (pea aphid)
Lineage: Eukaryota; Metazoa; Arthropoda; Insecta; Hemiptera; Aphididae
Product: stAR-related lipid transfer protein 7, mitochondrial
Exons: 8
Coding region: 528-1790 (420 amino acids)
Molecular function (GO): lipid binding
Source: RefSeq, a predicted model, not a curated record
UAGUGCAUUAGUGCCAAUGAACAAAUUGAAAUUGUUUUCCCUUUUUUAUAAACACUGAUUUUUCACAUGUUUCAACUUUCAACUACCUAUAGAUGAAGAAAGAAGAUAACCUUGUAUUUUGGACUUGAGUCAAAAACACUAAUUUAUAUUUAUAUUAUAUACCCAAUAAUAUAAUUAAUGUUAAUCUAAAAUCUAAACACGACUUACGUGUUAUGUGUAUCUAAUAAUACACCUAUGAUGUUUUGUGAAUCAGACAUCAGUCAAUGUCAAUCAAUCGUGAGAAUUAAUUAUAUUAUUAUCGGCGUGUGCUGUGCUUUCAUUUAAGUAUUUCGCAACAUUUAGUCGAUAAUCAAUUAGUAUCUGGACCAACGGAGGUUAUAAUAUUAAUACAUGUGACGCAGAGAACAACUGAGAACAACUUUGACACUGUAACGACAAUAUGUUACUCAAUAUUGUUUUAUCGUAACGCACAGAAAUUGCACCUUUCUAAUUAAUCAGCUUUUUAACAUCACAGUGAGCCGAUCAGUAUGUCAAUUAGAGGCUCUGUUUGGAAACCAAACUUACUAAUAGCAUCAUCAAGUUGUCGGGCACAAACAGUAUGCCGGACAUUUUCAAGGCGGUGCAAGAAAUCAUUAUCAAAUGAUUCAUUACUAUUAUCUAUUUUAAAAAAACGCACCAGAAAUUUUUUUAAUAAACAAGACUUAGGCGUUCAUAUUACAAGAACUAGAAAGGUAAUGAUUGCUUGUAAAAAAAUGAUUACUGCAGUCAAUAAGUUUAAGCAACAGUUGGCUAAACACAGAAAAAACUUGAUCAUGUGUGUGGCUAUGGCUUUUACAUUUGAUUGGUAUAAAGAAAGAAUAUGUGUUGAUGAGCUUAUCAGGCUACGUCAAGAAUUUGGAAUUGUUAAAAAAUUAAAUAAACAAUCCACCUCAAAUAAUAUUAUUCAAAAUGAGCAAAAUAUUAAUAUUUCACAAAAACCGGUUUCUAAUAUUAAUGAAUUAAAUUGUUCUAUGUCUAAGACAGGAAAUAAUAAAAACCAAAUUGAAUGUUCAUAUAGCAGUUGUGAUUGUCCUAGGUGUAGAAACAUGAGUGAGGAAGGAUGGGAACCUUUUACAAGUGGUUCUUAUUACAAUGCUUGGAGAAAACCUAAUGUUGAUUACCCAGGACAAAAUUUAUAUAUUUACAAAGUGCAUGGAUCAUUUAAUGAUAUAACAGCAUUAGACUUUAUGCAAGUGCAGUUAGACCUUCAAUAUCGAAAAGAAUGGGAUAAUAUGUCUGUAGAUUUGGAUAUUUUUGAUUCAGAGCCUCUUACACAUAGUGAUCUCAUUUAUUGGGAAUUUCGUUGGCCGAAAUGGUUUCAAAAUCGUGAUUAUGUAUUUAAACGACGCUACAAAAUUGAUGAAGAUGAAAAAUUAAUGUUAAUUGUUUGUGAAAGCAUUGAACACCCUGAUUAUCCUGAGCAGAAUAAUAAGUGGAGAGUAAAAGAUUACUGGUCAUAUAUUGUCAUUAAGCCACAUGACGCUUUUGAUAAGCCAGGAGUUGAGUUUUCAAUCACUUACUUUGAUGACCCCGGAGUUACGGUUUCAAAUUACCUCACAUCGUGGUACCAAUGUAAAGGGUUACCUUCAUUUUUGAACGAUCAAAGAUUAGCUGCAUUAGAAUUGACAAAACGUCGCUUCGAAGAAAAUAAUAUUUUAAAACCAGAAAAAACUAAUAUAGAUGCCAAACUAGAUCAACCACAGACACAAACAUCUUGGAUUUCUUGGAUUUUUGGAUACUUUUUAUUUUAAAUGACAUUGAAUAUAAGUUAGUUAUUAAAUAGUUAAUUAAAAAAAAAAUUAAUUGUGCAUAAAUGUAAAUAAAAUAAUAACUACUGUUAUUAUUACAUAAUUAUUCCGGUAAAAGGUCUUGAACUUGUUCAUCUGCAAAUUCUUUUUCUAAUGAUGUAAUUGGUCUUGAUGUGGAUGUGCGUGGUCUCUGUAAGGGUCCCAAUGGAUCACUAUACAUUUCUAGAUGAAAAUAUGAAUUAUUUGUAUUUAAUCUAUAACAUUAGUAUAUAUUAACAGUCAGUGCUCUAGCUUCAUUUUAUUUUUUAUACGACAUAUUGCGCUUGUGUAUACCUAUAGGCAUGUUAUGAAAAUAUUGUACUUAUUAACUCAGUAUCUUCGAUUAUAAUGUUGCUAUACAUGUUUAGGUAUCAUAACUUACAUAUACAAAUACAGCAAAACCUCUUUAUAAUGUAAUCACUCGGUACCAACUGAUUUUUUCUGUUAUAAACGAGUUCUCGUUAUAGGGAGACUAAAAUAUACGGGUUAUUGGUUAAACGGAGCUGUUGUCAUAUUCUUCCUUAUAGUGGAUCUGUUAUAGGAGAUUUUACUGUACAGGACUUUUUUUUUUUUUUAAUCGUUUAAAAUAUUGUAUUACAAUAUUAUUUAAGCUAAUGAUUUAAAAAAUGAUAAGUAUUAUAGGUGGGUGAUCACCCAUGUUUCUAUCCUCAAGCUACGGCACUGACUAAAAUAGUGAUGCCUAGCCCAUUCAUUUAGCAAUUUUUAAGCUUAAAAAAUUAUAAAAUUUACAUAAUUUCCAAAAUAUUAAAAUUGUAUUUUUAUUAUAUAUAUUUUUCUGUUGAUGGCCUGCACAAGCCACAAAUGCAACAUUUCAAAAUUGUGGCCCGGCAAAACAAAAGGUUAGGCAUCACUGGACCAUGCCAAAGUAUACAAUAUACAAUAUACUACAUAUAAGAUGUUAAAUACCAUUUGGUAAUUUUGCUUCUGGGUGAACAUAUAUAUUCAUUUCAUCAGAAAUGUUUUGUCGUGAAUAGGCACUUGUUAAAGGCAUUGAUGUAGUAAUCAAAGCUGUUCCUCCUCUAGAUGUCCGUGGUCUUUGAGAAGAAUCACUCACCAUACCUUAAUAAUAUAAUUUAAAAUUGAAUAUAGAAUAAGUAAUAAGUAUUAUUGAGUUUGGCCUUUAAAUAUUUAAAUGCACAGUGUAAUUCAAUUAUCAAAAAUUAAAAAGUUUAACAUACA